AAUCAGAGGAAGAAAACAACUCUGAUACCAACUUUUAUAUCCAGCAGGCUAACUAUCUUAACCUAACAAGUGGUAUCAUUGAAGCCGAGAUGAAUAAUAAUUUUAGUUGGGACCCUGAUACUGAAAUUAAUAAGGGAAAAGAAAGUGUUAGUAUAAAUAAUACAGAAACAAACCUUACCUCAUCUGAAAGAAUAGAAACUAAGACCAAGGCUACAAAAAAAGAAAGCCUUGAAUUAAUAAACAAACCUACUAGUCAACCAAAAGAUAGUAAUGAUUCAGACUUAUCAGAAAAAGAAUUAACCACCCAAGCACUAAUAGAGGAAAACACGAAAAAACUAUCAGCACCCGAAGAAAAAGCAGAAUCUAUUAAUAUACUAGUAAUCCAGUACCAAAAGAUGACUUCUAGAAGAAGACAGAAAUUAGCCUUUUAUACUCAACACAUUGAGAAUAGAAACACAUAUUUUGUUUAUACUCAUCCUACUCUAGGAAGUCAUUUUUCUAUGAGAGAGUUGAGAGAAGUAGAUUAUAGAGAUGUAUUGGCAAGAACAAAAUCAGGAGAACUUAUUUGA
Messenger RNA from Scutellospora calospora, 569 nucleotides. Lineage: Eukaryota; Fungi; Glomeromycota; Glomeromycetes; Diversisporales; Gigasporaceae. The record is from the annotation of a GenBank genome assembly.